CUCUAGGGCGACAUGACCCAGCCUUCAUUCGGUUUCCAUAGCGUCCGCACCCCGGGGACCCGCCGCUUUAAUCUUUGCUGACGACACAGUAAAGUUGGCUGAAUCGCAUGUAUCUGCUAAAAUCGGCAGCGUGAAACGCGAUUGCUGACAAGUCGCCGGGAAAUAUCGAUUUGCCGUGAGGAACUGGACCAGCUGCACCCAAAAGAAGGGCUUCGAGGACUACAAGUUGUGAAAAUACAUGAGAAAGAGCAAAAAAGUGGGCGAGAACUUGUAUGCAAAAGGAGAACAAACACUUGGGAAACCAGGCUUGGAAAGAAGGAUGGCGGCAAACGGUGCUGUUAGAAAUGCACGUUAUUGCUCCCAACACUAUUAAAACAAAGAUAGGGCUGAAAUAAUUAGCGCAUCUGUCGAUAUCGCUGGAAUCUGAGCCGUUGACUGCUCCAGAAAAGCAUCAUUAAACCGGAGCAAUCAGAGCACUUGUCAAUACCACAUGUUUUGCAUGUCCUUGCUGCUGUAGGGGUUCUCGCGUUGGAGUAAGAGUCAGGUCUGUCAAUACUGCAAGCUUUGCACAACCUGUGGUGCUGAAAACCUGACCAAGCUGGUGUGUUUGGUGUCUUGUACUAUCCAAGGUGCUGCAUAACCGUUCCUAAAGAACUGAAUUGUAGGUCGUGUGGGGAAAUACUGGGAACGCAGGAGUGACUCAUUCAAUGCAAUGUGAAUUGCAGUGCCCAGGGUGCAGAAGCGCUGCGUGGAAUAAUUUACACAAGCUUCCGAAAUUCCGCGGAAAGCACAUUGGAGUACAAGGUCCGUAGUCUGUGGAUUGCUGUCCAAGGUGCCGAAACGCUUGACGACACUGUAGUCAUCUGAAGAUUUCUUGUGUAUGACACUGCUCAGAGUCCAGACUUCUGAAAGGGAAACAAAACUGUUGGAAAUUCCGUUUUCACACCUGCACUUUUUCGCCGGAGGUGUUAUGUUGACCUUCUAAGCAGUCGUCGUGUCCCCCACGAGACUGGAAAUAAAGCAAGGAUUCCGUUAAAGUCGGUUUUAAGUCUUGCUUACAUUUUUAUGCAACAAAACAUAUUAGUGAUUAUUAUUUCCCCCCUUUCGUCGUCCCCCAGCGCGAUGGCACUAUCUGCCUCUGCGAAGAGUCAAUCGAGAGAACAGCCAAAGACUUUUUAAUUCGACUCUGUGAGCGGCGUGUCAGGAGAUCCCAAUCGUCGCAUGCACGCGUGCUGCUAGAGCUCGUCUUUUGGAUCUAGAAAAAUAGGCGAUUCGGGUCAUUUUAAAGUGCAGUAAAAGUUGUAUGGUUCUCGCUAUGUGCAAUUCCACUUUAACAUAAUAUGAUCCUCUAAUUAACGUAAAAAAGAAGCAGCAGCAGAAUCUACUGGUAUGGAGUCCGUGAAGGAACGAAUUUUCGUCCAUGGCAAGGAGGGUCUGAAGAAUUUUGCAGGAAAAUCACUGGGGCAGCUUUACAGGGUUUUGGAAAAGAGACAAAAAACUGGGGACGUCAUCGAACUGACGGAGGAUGGGAGGCCCGUGGAUACCCCUCAGAAGAAGGCGCCCCUCUGCGACUGCACCUGCUUCGGUUUGCCCCGCCGUUACAUCAUCGCCCUCAUGAGCGGGAUCGGCUUCUGCAUCUCGUUCGGAAUCCGAUGCAACUUGGGAGUGGCCAUAGUAGACAUGGUCAACAACAGCACCAUCCACCGAGCUGGGAAGAUCAUCAUAAAAGAGAAAGCAAAAUUUAAUUGGGACCCGGAGACUGUAGGAAUGAUUCAUGGUUCAUUUUUCUGGGGUUAUAUUAUUACUCAGAUCCCAGGAGGAUAUAUAUCUUCGCGACUGGCAGCAAACAGGGUUUUUGGUGCGGCCAUCUUGCUCACAUCUACCCUGAACAUGCUGAUUCCUUCUGCAGCACGUGUGCACUAUGGCUGUGUGAUAUUUGUCAGAAUUCUUCAAGGAUUAGUCGAGGGUGUUACUUACCCAGCCUGUCACGGCAUCUGGAGCAAAUGGGCCCCUCCACUAGAAAGAAGCAGACUGGCCACAACUUCCUUCUGUGGUUCUUAUGCUGGUGCUGUCAUAGCCAUGCCUUUGGCUGGGAUCUUGGUGCAAUAUUCUGGGUGGUCUUCUGUUUUCUAUGUUUAUGGGUGCUUGGGAAUUUUCUGGUAUAUGUUCUGGAUUCUGGUGUCCUAUGAGAGUCCAGCUGUGCACCCUACAAUUUCAGAAGAGGAAAGGCGCUAUAUAGAAGAGAGUAUCGGAGAGAGUGCCAGCCUUGUCAGUGCUUCAGAGAAAUUCAAAACACCAUGGAGAAAAUUCUUUACCUCAAUGCCGGUCUAUGCAAUCAUUGUUGCCAACUUCUGUCGAAGCUGGACUUUCUACUUGCUGCUAAUCAGCCAGCCAGCCUACUUUGAAGAGGUUUUUGGGUUUGAAAUCAGCAAAGUAGGGAUGCUGUCUGCUGUGCCACAUCUAGUUAUGACCAUAAUUGUACCCAUUGGGGGACAGAUUGCAGACUUCCUCCGGAGCAAAAAUAUUCUUUCAACAACUGCUGUCAGGAAAAUCAUGAAUUGUGGAGGAUUUGGCAUGGAAGCAACUCUGCUGCUGGUGGUUGGCUACUCUCAUAGUAAAGGAGUAGCCAUUUCAUUCCUUGUUCUUGCUGUAGGUUUCAGCGGAUUUGCCAUAUCAGGUUUUAAUGUCAACCACCUGGACAUCGCACCUCGGUAUGCCAGCAUCCUAAUGGGCAUUUCCAAUGGUGUUGGGACUUUGUCUGGGAUGGUAUGUCCAUUGAUUGUGGGAGCGAUGACAAAGCACAAGACUCGUGAAGAAUGGCAGUAUGUCUUCCUAAUCGCCGCACUGGUCCACUACGGGGGAGUGAUAUUCUAUGGUAUAUUUGCCUCCGGAGAAAAACAAGCCUGGGCGGACCCUGAGCUGACAAGCGAUGAGAAGUGUGGAUUCAUUCAUGAGGAUGAGUUGGACCAAGAGACUGGAGACAUUACUCAGGGCUACAGUGCCUUUGGGCCGGCCAAGACCUACGGUGCCACAACGCAGCUGGAUAGCAGCUGGCCUAACGGGUGGGAGAAAAGGGAGGAGUACGUGCAGGAGGAAGGACAAGAUAUGUACCACUAUAAGCAAACGGAGGACUAUUCAUAACAUAAAGUUACAUUCUAGAUAUAUUUUGUAGUGUUUGUGUUGAAAUUCCAUUGUGGUUGUUUGCACAAAAAUAUAUUAAGUUUUAAAACAAGCAAAAAGUGGUGUAAAAAGUUGUAAAACAUAUCAAAUAUGGCGGGUUGUAAUGUAUAAAUGAAUAUUUAUUUCAAAUAGUGCAAUCUGUAUAAAGUAGUGCAUUAUCACCUCCAUUCUGGCCUACCCAUGAUACAAAAUUUAAGAACAGUGUAUGUUGUAAUGACCAAAACUAUAUAUGGCAAAAACGAUACUCGCUCUCACAAUAUUUGCCAGUGUCGUAGCAACA
Erpetoichthys calabaricus (reedfish) is the source of this 3460-nucleotide messenger RNA. Its product is annotated as vesicular glutamate transporter 2. Gene Ontology annotation, cellular component: synaptic vesicle membrane; excitatory synapse. The transcript has 12 exons. Bases 1390 to 3141 code for a protein of 583 amino acids. The record is from RefSeq and is a predicted model, not a curated record. Gene Ontology annotation, molecular function: L-glutamate transmembrane transporter activity; neurotransmitter transmembrane transporter activity. Gene Ontology annotation, biological process: transmembrane transport; synaptic transmission, glutamatergic; neurotransmitter loading into synaptic vesicle. NCBI's taxonomy places the organism in Eukaryota, Metazoa, Chordata, Cladistia, Polypteriformes, Polypteridae.